Molecule: messenger RNA, 2498 nt
Organism: Chelonoidis abingdonii (Abingdon island giant tortoise)
Lineage: Eukaryota; Metazoa; Chordata; Testudines; Testudinidae
Source: RefSeq, a predicted model, not a curated record
CACAGGUUAACUGUGCGCUGCGUGAAGAAGAACUUCCUUUUAUUUGUUUUAAACCUGCUGCCCAUUAAACUUCCCAGGAAACACUCUAAGCCUGUUGCUUCUCACUCCUGGCCCUAAUUCUGCUUUCCCUGAGCAAGACACUGCUACCCCUUAAUCCCCAUGUCACUGGUUCUCCCCCAGGAUCCAGUCUCCAAAUUCCAAUGCCCGUCUUCCUUUCCCUGGCCAGAAAAAUCAAACCCCACUGACCCAACUCUACAACGUAUCCUCUAAACAAGGGAUCAGCUCAGCAGGCGAGCAGAAGAGGCAAGCAGGGGAGUGUUGCAGGGUGUAGCUGUGGAUCUGGUGCAUGGAGCCGCACAGGGAUGUUGGAACCAUGAUGAAGCCUCUGCUGAUCCCCUUGACAUACUUCUGUCUUCAAAACUGGCUGGGAAUCCCUCAGGCAAAAUGCCAGGUGGAGCUGAGCAUGAUGGAUGACGCUUUUGAUGACCAAUAUAUAGGAUGUGAUGAAGAAAUGGAUGGAAUUGCACCUGAACUGCUAGAGAAAGAAAAGUCCAUGUCCUCAGUGUUUAGCAGAGUGUGGGAAAACUCAGGAAAAAAAUGGGAACUUGUAAAGAAAAAGAUUUCUCUGCCCAGAGGCUUUAAAGAUGAGCAUGGAAGAGCCAUAAUAGCCUAUACUGAUAAUGACUUUCACAGUGAGUUGAAUGCAGCAGUGAGAGAGGCUGGGACAUCUCGAGCUCAUUACAUGGCCAGUUUCCAGUUCAAAGCCUUUCAUUAUUACUUGACAAGAGCUUCACAGCUCUUACAAUGGAGAUGUGAUGUGAUGUACAAAAGGAUGGUGUACCGGGGGGUUUCUGUCAGUUUUCAGCACAUGGGAUCAGGUCACAUCAGGUUUGGAUACUUUGCCUCUUCAUCUUUUGAUAUAGGAGUAGCUAAGAGAUUUGGCACAGCCACAUUGUUCAUCAUCCACACAUGCUUUGGUGUUGAGAUCAGGGCCUUCUCAUGCAUUAAGGAGGAGGAAGAAGUUUUAAUCCCAGUCCAUGAGAUAUUCAACAUGGCCCGAGGACAAAGGAGUAACCGCUUUGUCCUCCGGAGCACAAACCAGACCUGCAGCCAUUUUAACUGCGCGUACCUGGGUGGAGAGAAGAACCAAAUAUGUAUUGACAACUCCGGUAAGAAAGAAACAUUUUGUUUUCAUUGUUUUGACAAUAACUUGCCCUCUGUAUUGAAAUGCAGAGCAGAGAGCAACCCCACCAGGCAAACAUGUCAUAUGCAGGGAAACAACUUGAGAAAAAAGUGGGAUGAACUGCAUGUUCUGUCUAUUUAUCCAUGUUCUCGUAGCAAGCUCAUGACUAGUAUCUGAGAACCUUCACGUCUGACUCAGUUCCAGGCACAGUUGAUUUCAGAAAAGAAAAUUUAAGGAGAAUAACCCCUUAGAGCACUAAAGGUUCAUCUUCGGUGUUCUGAACUAUGAGCCGAACACACAUCCCCUAACCCAGCAUCACAAGUGUGUCUCCAUCUCCCUCCUCUCAUAACUAGACCCAUUCUAUCCGCAGUGGACAACAUCCUCUUAAAGGACUAAACAGGACUAUUUUACCAGAGCAGAUUGGAAAAAUCUCAACAAAACAUUUUCUUCUUGAAAUUUGACAAUUUGUCAAACUCUAAACCUUUUGCAGUGAUGGUUUGAUUUUGACACUGUUCUGUCAGAACGCUGCCUGGGUUCUGCCCAGCUCACUCACCUGGCUCCUUGGCAGCUUGACUGGUGGGCUGCCUAGGAGUCAUAGACCCAGAACUUCCAGUGCCCCUGACGCUGGGACAGCCUGCUUGAUGGACCGCCCCAGAACCGACACUCUGUUCCGUUAUGUGGAAAAUUUCAAUAUUUGUUUUUUUUUUUUUUCCAAGUCAGAACAAAACCGAAUUUUGAAAUAUCAAAAUCCUCCACAAAAUAGAAUGGGCCUUCUCUGCCCUGAUCUACAUUUCCCCUAAAGCCAAUAACCCCCCACCCAAAAAAAAACACAACCAAAAAACAAAACAGAAAUAGUGUUACUGGUGUCAGUGUUCCACAGACUCAUGUCUUUAUUAUUCAUAACUGGUCUGGAAAACACUUAUGUGGCAUCAACAAGUGUCCAAAUCAGAGUCUCUGGGACUGGCUUGGUGAAACGUGCUCACUAAUGAUUGAUACCAAAGAAACAAGCAGGCUGAGGAGGGAGGAAGCAGGUGAAAUCUCACCAGUGAGAUGAAUGUCCCAGACUGGAGUGUCCUGCUGAGGGGAAAUGGAUUAAUGAGUCUCUGCAAUAAGCAGGUUCCAGUAGCUGUUGGGAAGGAAACCAGUAUCCAGCUUUAAGGAUCUCUCCGUGUGAAAUAAUUUCCUAUGAAUUGUUUGAUCUGCAUCUUCCUAUUAACAGCCACCAGAGGCGGCCUGGCCUUCCCCGGUGUUCUGAGCCAUUUACUGUUUGGAGGAUCCAUCAUCCUGGUCCAUGUUGCUGCUAUGAAGCUGUUUG